Molecule: messenger RNA, 1557 nt
Organism: Miscanthus lutarioriparius
Lineage: Eukaryota; Viridiplantae; Streptophyta; Magnoliopsida; Poales; Poaceae
Source: the annotation of a GenBank genome assembly
AUGGCGGCCCGGCCGAACCGCGACCUCGCCACUGAUGAAAGUAUAGAACCCAACGAUAGUGCAUCCUUGUAUCACACGCCCCGGAAGGCCCAACCGGCGUUAGGGUUUCGCCGACCUGGUGCUCUCCGAGGCGCCGCCGCCACCGGCGGCGGCAGCCUCUCAGACGCCGACGGCCCCCUCCUGCUCCCGCUCCCCCUCCCCCUCCCCCUCUGGCCCCCCUCCUCGUUCCAACCCCGAACCUCACCAUUUGAGCGCCACUGCUGGCCAUGGUGGGCUCUCCGUGCAGGCACCGGCCAUGAUGGUCGCCUCGACGCCGUCGGCACCGACCUCCCCGCAGCCUCAGCUGGAGAGCUCCGGCACUGGGGCGCAGCCGCCGCCCUCCCCGCCCACGAAGCCGCCGUCCGCGGGAUCUUGCGCUGGACAGCCUGCGCGAGGCAUGCCCACGCCGCCGUCGGCGCUGGGCUCGGCCGCCGCGGCCAUCGACGCCAGCAGCAGCGCCGCCGCGGGAUCCAGCGCAAGGGCGCCUCCACGGCUUUUCCCGAUGCCCUUGCCGACGAUGACGCAAGGGACCGCCAACGCGGAGCGUGCGGCUCAAUCGCCGCCACCGCCCAUCGAGGUCCUCGGGGAGACCAUCAGCACGAUGUUGCCGCCGCCGCGGCCACCUCCUCCACCGGCACACAUUCGCCAGCCGUGGCCAGCCCGCCCCCGUGCGUGGGGGCCAGAUUAGCGUCAAACGGCGACCCAUCGAGCCCAACACCAAAGUCGUCGGCCUGGCGACCGCAGGCAGCCACGGCGCCGCCGGACUCCCCCAACCCGACCUCCCCCAGCCCGCCAGCCGCCGCCCCGGCAUCGGCGGGCACCCAGCUGCCCUUGACCUCCUCCACAGGUACGGGCCCAGCCACCCUCUCCCCCAACGCCACCCCUUUCUUCCCCACCGGGACCCCAAGGUGCUCCAAGGCCAUGAGAUGGUCUGAGGAGUCCGACCUCUCCGACUAUGACAACGACGCCGACGCCGACGCCAAGUCCGCGCCACCAUCUCGGGGGUCCUACCUCGAUGCCGUACGCUGGGGCUCUCCGGAGCACUACAUGUUCAAUUCCCAUGUUGGACAAGCCCCACUGUUGCAAAUUAAUCUGCCCACUGGCAUCUUGCUACGGACUCCACUGCACACUGUCUUCACCACAUGGCCGAUGCAGCAAGCAGCAUGCAUGCUCAUGCUCUACGCCUCUAGCCCGAACUCUGAGACGACCGUGCUCGCUAGCGUCGCGUGCCGCCGCUGGACCAGGGCAUCCGCCGCGGAAAUUAUGGGCGUGCCAGCGUGGCUACAGGCCCACCCACUGCAUGAUUCCCUGCCGCGACGCUUCAGAUCGGUGUCCAAGCAGGCAGAAGCAAGCGUCGCCAUAAACUCUGCCUCGCCUAAUCCGGGCGAAGCGAAGGCACACACACGCAUCCACUGGUGUAUUCAUAACUGUUGUGAUGGUGAUGAGGAUCAACUUGAUCCGGUGAAGGGUACCAGGCCGUCCUUUUUCAGGGCGCGUCCGUGCAAAGGAAAAAUUUGA